Molecule: messenger RNA, 543 nt
Organism: Aureobasidium namibiae CBS 147.97
Lineage: Eukaryota; Fungi; Ascomycota; Dothideomycetes; Dothideales; Saccotheciaceae
Exons: 1
Coding region: 1-543 (180 amino acids)
Source: RefSeq, a predicted model, not a curated record
AUGGUGAGAUUUCACGACGGAACCACGAACGAGUUACCAACCACUCACGUCUACAUCACUACCCAUAACGACGAAGAUGGAAAGCCAGUGUUCGAUGACCGCCCCGAGGAGGUCGUACUGAAGCGGAUAGCUGGUGCAGGAGUCAAUGUCUUGUACAGUACAAACACAUUCCCCGUCGAUCUCAAAGACAACAAAGACAUCAAGGACCACAAGAAUCAGUCCACGCCAUUCCCCAUCAAACUGCCCAACGGCUCAGUCGCUCGACUGAUCGAUUACGCUCCUGGUGUCGAAUCACCCAUGCACCGCACCAACAGCCUAGACUAUGGAGUCGUUCUCGAGGGCGAGAUCACCCUGAUUCUAGGCGAUCAUGAGACUGGACCCCGCCGAGUCAUGAAGCGUGGAGACGUCAGUGUGCAGCGCGCCACAGAUCAUGCAUGGAAGAACAAUAGCUCGACUGAAUGGGCAAGAAUACUCUACAUCCUGCUAGACGCAACCUCCGAAGAUGGGAAGGAUGAGGACUAUGGGGGCAUUGACAUGCAGUGA